AUGAAGCAGAAUGUUCAACAGCAUUUCUUUCAGUACCACCAUCCAGAUGGAGCCAAGAAAAAACCGAUGCGUGUUGCCUCGAAACGAUUCCAGUGUACAAAGUGUAAUAAGAAUGACGGUGAUCUUUCACCUACAGAACAGGAACGGAACCGUCGACCAUUCAAGUGUGAGCAUUGCGGCAUGGAAUUCGGUCGUGCAGGAGGACUGCGACGUCAUGAUAUGAUGGUGCAUCAGCAAAAGAAGCAUGCAUGUCCUUACGAAGGGUGUAGUCAUCCCGGAUAUAAAUGCACUAAAGCUUUAGCUGCUCAUAUCCGCUUCUGUACAUACACUUGA
Molecule: messenger RNA, 333 nt
Organism: Ostertagia ostertagi
Lineage: Eukaryota; Metazoa; Nematoda; Chromadorea; Rhabditida; Trichostrongylidae
Source: the annotation of a GenBank genome assembly